This is a messenger RNA of Musa acuminata subsp. malaccensis (wild Malaysian banana), 1373 nucleotides long. RefSeq lists its product as uncharacterized. Lineage: Eukaryota; Viridiplantae; Streptophyta; Magnoliopsida; Zingiberales; Musaceae. The record is from RefSeq and is a predicted model, not a curated record. Gene Ontology annotation, biological process: regulation of transcription by RNA polymerase II.
AGGGAAAGACAAUCACUUCCCAAUCAAAAUUUCUGCUUCCCACCGCUCUCUCCUUGCCGCCUCCUUCACAUAUCCUUCUCCCUUACCGCGACUCAUCCGUCCCCCAUCGGUUGUUUCUCAACCUCAUUUCUCCUCUCCAUCUCUCAGGCUUCAGCUUCUCGGUCUCUUUUAAGUCCGGAUACUCAUGGAAGGCAGCAGCUUCCACGAAUUACCUCCCUCCAAGAGAUUCAAGCUUCUUCACCCCCAUGAGCACUCCCAUCGCUCAGAACCUUACAACCUCAAAUCCCUGCCUGCAAAGAAACGGUUGGACUCGUACCAUUACCAACCCGCCACCUCCCCCUGCCUCCCAGCUAAGAAGAGGGUCUGGGCUCCCCACCCCACUUUCCCUAUCGACCUCAACAGCCCCCCGCUCUCCGAUGAUCAACCGCUCGAAGAAAAGCACAGCAAACUAGCAACAGAAGAAGAAGAAGAAGAAGCGGAGGGGGAGGAAGACGACGGGGUCAUAUGUGCCGUGUGCAGGAGCACCGAUGGGGACCCGCUCGACCCAAUCGUCUUCUGCGACGGCUGCGAUCUCAUGGUCCACGCGUCCUGCUACGGCAGCCCCCUGAUCAACAACAUUCCUGAAGGUGACUGGUUCUGCUCACGAUGCGAGCAGGAAGCGAAGGAAGAGGAAAAGGAUUCCAGCUGCUGCCUCUGCCCCGUGAGGGGCGGGGCAACGAAGCCCACGGAGGACGGCCGAUGGGCUCACAUCGUGUGCGCGUUGCUCGUGCCCGAGGUCUUUUUCCGGGAUCCUCAAGGCAGAGACGGCAUCGAUUGCUCCCGGGUCCCCAGCAGGCGGUGGAACAGGGACUGCUAUCUUUGUGGGGCCACAGGCGGGUGUGCCAUCGACUGCUCGGAGCCAAAGUGCAAGUUGGGGUUCCAUGUCGGUUGCGGCCUGGAACGGGGACUCUGCUUUGAGUACAAGGAGCGUCGUGGAGCGGCCAUCGUUGCAGGAUUCUGUGCAGACCAUACCGAGCUUUGGAAGAAGCAACAGUUGACUGGAAAGUUCAAGAUAGUGGCAAGGGAUGAUGAUCGCCAGGGAAAGAAGAAGGCUUGACGCCGGUGCAGUGUGCCGGAUAUGACUUUGUUAUCAUCUACUAGUUGGCACUAUUUUCUUUCUUUGUAUUUUUCUGAAUUUGAACGGUUUGUGUUGGCAAGAACUGUAGUAGUAAUGGAGCUGUCAUAGGUCCUUUGAGUUGUAUUAUUGUUUCCUGAUCAAUUAAUUAUGACAUCAGCUUAGUGCUCAAUCAAACCUAACCAUGGGGAUGUCUAGAGAGAAAAUGAUCCAAACGAAGCUUUUUAAUUUGUUAUUUUAAAUCAUAUUAGUUAUAUAC